Orycteropus afer afer is the source of this 945-nucleotide messenger RNA. Its product is annotated as olfactory receptor 52A1-like. The record is from RefSeq and is a predicted model, not a curated record. Lineage: Eukaryota; Metazoa; Chordata; Mammalia; Tubulidentata; Orycteropodidae. Gene Ontology annotation, molecular function: G protein-coupled receptor activity; olfactory receptor activity. Gene Ontology annotation, cellular component: membrane. Gene Ontology annotation, biological process: G protein-coupled receptor signaling pathway.
AUGUCCAUUUCCAACAUCACGAUCUUCAUGCCCUCUGUGUUGACACUAGUAGGAAUCCCAGGUCUAGAGUCUGUGCAGUGCUGGAUUGGGAUCCCAUUCUGUGCCAUGUACCUCAUUGCUAUGAUUGGAAACUCCUUGCUUCUGACUAUCAUAAAAUCAGAACAAAGUCUCCAUGAGCCCAUGUAUAUUUUCCUAGGCAUACUAGGAGCCACAGAUAUUGCACUUGCUACCAGCAUAAUGCCCAAGAUGCUUGGAAUCUUCUGGUUUCAUGUGCCAGAUAUCUAUUUUGAUGCCUGCUUUCUCCAAAUGUGGCUCAUUCACACAUUUCAGUGCUUUGAGUCAGGGACUUUGUUGCCCAUGGCCCUGGACCGUUAUGUUGCCACUUGUUAUCCACUAAGACAUGCCACUAUCUUCACCCACCAGCUAGUAAUCCAAAUAGGUACUGUGGUAAUAGUCAGGGCUGCCAUUCUUGUAGCUCCAUGCCUAGUACUGAUCAAGUGCCGGCUUAAAUUGUAUCACACAACAGUCAUUUCUCACUCCUACUGUGAGCACAUGGCUAUUGUGAAACUAGCUGCAGAAAAUGUGCAGUUCAAGAAGAUCUAUGGUUUGUUUGCGGCCUUCACUGUUGCAGGGUUUGACCUCACAUUCAUCACUUUGUCCUACAUCCAGAUAUUGACCACUGUUUGUUUGCCCCAGAAGGAAGCUAGAUUGAAAACAUUAGAUACCUGCAUCACUCAUAUCUGUGUCUUCCUCCAAUUCUACCUCCUGGCCUUCUUCUCCUUCUUCACACACAGGUUUGGUUCUCAUAUCCCCCCUUAUAUCCAUAUUCUCUUUUCUAGCAUUUACUUGCUUGUCCCUCCAUUUCUCAAUCCACUUGUUUAUGGUUUAAAAGUCAAGCAGAUUAGUAGUUAUGUGGUGAAAAUAUUCUGUCCUAAAAAUACCUGA